AUGAUGCCUUUCAAUCCCAACCUCCCUGGCGCUGGCAGACAUGCUGCCGAAUCUUCAAGCUCUUCUACUUCGAAACAAAUACUGCCACCAGUCACUCAGGCUACUAGCCUGCCAAAAGAAUCCCCCGCGACCCUUCUAGAUAUUGCAAAGCUCACUCCCCAAUCCAGCACCACAAUUUGGUGCACUGAGGUCCUCCACGUCUUGCGUCCCUUCAAGCUUGAGUCUAUUGUGAGCUCCGAGCUCCCCAAGCCCCUCCCAGCAGACAUCAACUACCCUAAAUGGAAGUACUGGACUCACAUUGUUGCUGCUUGGCUAUUCCGCCAGGUAGAUGACUCGGUUAAACUUCGAGUGAAACAACACUCAAACGAGAUUGUCUACGCUGAUGAUAUUUUCAGAAAUAUCAAAGAAGUGAGCUUGUACAAUCACGCUGCAUAUGUUGCCAGGGAGUGGCAGAAAUGGGAGGAUCUGAACCGGGGCGACUAUUCUACAGCGGCUAGCUUCAUCCUUGCCUACCAGAACCAGUUCAAUCGUUUGAAGGCAGAAAAUCAUGAGCCCGCCUGUGAUUUCGCCCUAGCUAGACUUUUCGCAGCACUGGAGGGAGAGAUCAUGCCCGUCCCAUUCAUUCGGGAGGAAGUGAGAGACUUGGGAAGACCUGCCGACUACCAGCUUUUCACAUAUUACUGCAGGGUCUUGAUCAAUGAAUCUCGCAACCCCGUUCCUGGAGACGCCCCGCCAAGCAGCUCUGGAGCUUCGAGCGGCCGAAGAUUGGUCACUGAUAUCUCGUACCGCGGCUGGAGGGCUAGUACCAAGGGCAAAGGCGCAAGAUGGGAUUAG
This is a messenger RNA of Penicillium paradoxum, 834 nucleotides long. RefSeq lists its product as uncharacterized. The transcript has a single exon. The record is from RefSeq and is a predicted model, not a curated record. Lineage: Eukaryota; Fungi; Ascomycota; Eurotiomycetes; Eurotiales; Aspergillaceae. The coding region runs from base 1 to 834 and encodes 277 amino acids.